Messenger RNA from Pocillopora meandrina, 3429 nucleotides. Lineage: Eukaryota; Metazoa; Cnidaria; Anthozoa; Scleractinia; Pocilloporidae. The record is from the annotation of a GenBank genome assembly.
AGCUGCACACUCCAUGGCCAACAUGCGCUCCCUGAUGGACAUUCCGACUUCGAUAACCAAAGUAUCAGUGGAACGAGUAAUCAUGCAGCAGAUGAGAAUGCCGUACCCGAUAUUGAAACCAAACCAAACCGUCCCAAGAAACGUCCAGAAGCUGGGUCGAGCGCAAGUGGAACAAAUUCAGUCGAGCAGGCUGCUAAUUCUGGCGAAAAGGGAACCAAGCCUGAGAAGAAAAAAGUAGAGACUAAGGACGAGCUAAGCAAAGUUCUCGACUUCAAAAAGUUCGACAUUUCCGAGUUGGAUUGCAUUUUCGCGGAUUUUAAAACAACGUUGGAUCCAUUCGUCCAAAAUCGCGAGGACAUGGCUAAAGCAGAGGAAUCCUUUAAGAAAGCUGUUACCACGCUGGAACAAAUCAGUCUGCAUGCGCAGUUCAGUGAAUAUGUGCACGCCCUGAAGACGCGACUCACAUCAGAGGGAAUCGUAGUCAAGAUAAAAGAAGGAGCUCUGGCCAUUUACACAGAGGGAAAAAAGACAGUACAAGAAAUUCUUGACGCAGUAGCUGCUGUAAAUGCCAUACUCAAACUGUCGAAGGAAUUAAAAGCUAUGCCGAUGAUUAUCGCAAGAGGAAGUGACGAUGCAGUCGAGAGAGCUGAAGGAAUGGAUGUGCAAGGAAUCUUGAAACGAGAGUUUAAGAGCGUGUGGGAUUUGGGAAAGAUCCCAAGGCUCAAAAAGGCCUUCAGCAACAACGUCCAACAAGUGAGGAGAGCUCCUGACAUGGUGCGGGAUUUCUACAGCCAAGCCAAGAAGAUCAUCCUUGAAAUUUAUCAUGCUUUUGCCGAUGAAGAGGAACAGAAGAAAAUUGAAGGGGAGCUGAACGAGGGCGACGACACUUCAAAAGAAAAAGAUAAAAGCGAAGGCAAUGAGGCGGAAGGAGCAAAUGGAGGAAGCACCUCAAGGAAGAAGACUGACAAGAAGGAAGGAAGUAAAGCUGACAAAAGUAAGUCCAACAAGGAAAAGGACAAAGAGGAGUUUCACAAGAAGUUGAAGUUUGAUUCAGUGGGUCUUGAUGACAUUGAUGAUACGUUUUCUUCCCUCGCAACUGCCAUCAAUCCGUUCGUGGAAACGCGUGAGAGCCUGCAAGCCGCCAAAGAAUCUUUCGAGAAUAUCGCUAAGAAGAUCCUUAACAUUGACGCAAAGAAGGAACUUAAAGAGUACAUCAAAGAGUUAAAAAAAGACGCCAAGGAAGGAAACAUUACGAUCUACAUCGAUGAAACAGAUGGCGAGAUUAAAGUGAAAUCAAUUGAAGGCGUAAAACCGCCCAAGCCUUACCGUGAUGCAGUUGAAGCGCUGAAGAACAUCAGAACAGCCGGAAGUGAAGCAGUGGAACUUGAGCCAGAUGUGCAGCAUGGAAUAGAAGAGGUAAUGCACAGAAUCACUCAAAUCAAUCCACAGCGUGACUUUCACAGCUUGCUUAAGAAGAAGUCUGAUGUAUUUGCUCUUCCAGGGAAGAUAAAAAGAUUCAACGAGAAUCGUAAAAAAGCACAAGAGAUUCCGGGUAUUGUCAAAGAGUUCUGCCUGUAUGUGGAGCGCAUUCUAACCGACAUCCUUGAAGCUUUGACAGGGGAAGAGGACUCAGCGACAAAGAAAGAAGAGGGCAGCGGUGGAGAAGGAGAUAAAAGUCCGACAGAUGAGAAUCAACCAAAGAAAUACGAGUCGCAUCAUAAGCCAUUGGAAGGUCCCGUGAGCAGCUGCACACCCCAUGGCCAAGAAACGCUCCCUACUGGAUAUUCCGACUUCGAUAACCAAAGCGUUAAGGGAAUGAAAGGUGAUCGUGCACCAGAUGAGAAUGUCGUACCCGAUGUUGAAACCAAACCAAACCGUCGCAAGGAACGUCCAGAAGCUGGGUCGAGCGCAAGUGGAACAAAUUCAGUCGAGCAGGCUGCUAAUUCUGGCGAAAAGGGAACCAAGCCUGAGAAGAAAAAAGUAGAGACUAAGGACGAGCUAAGCAAAGUUCUCGACUUCAAAAAGUUCGACAUUUCCGAGUUGGAUUGCAUUUUCGCGGAUUUUAAAACAACGUUGGAUCCAUUCGUCCAAAAUCGCGAGGACAUGGCCAAAGCAGAGGAAUCCUUUAAGAAAGCUGUUACCACGCUGGAACAAAUCAGUCCGCAUGCGCAGUUCAGUGAAUAUGUGCACGCCCUGAAGACGCGACUCACAUCAGAGGGAAUCGUAGUCAAGAUAAAAGAGGGAGCUCUGGCCAUUUACACAGAGGGAAAAAAGACAGUACAAGGAAUUCUUGACGCAGUAGCUGCUGUAAAUGCCAUACUUAAACUGUCGAAGGAAUUAAAAGCUAUGCCGAUGAUUAUCGCAAGAGGAAGUGACGAUGCAGUCGAGAGAGCUGAAGGAAUGGAACUGCAAGAAAUCUUGAAACGAGAGUUUAAGAACGUGUGGGAUUUGGGAAAGAUCCCAAGGCUCGAAAAGACCUUCAGCAAAAACGUCCAACAAGUAAGGAGAGCUCCUGACAUGGUGCGCGAUUUCUACAGCCAAGCCAAGAAGAUCAUCCUUGAAAUUAAUCAUGCUUUUGCCGAUGAAGAGGAAAAGAAGAAAAUUGAAGGGGAGCUGAACGAGGGCGACGACACUUCAAAAGAAAAAGAUAAAAGCGAAGGCAAUAAGACGGAAGAAGCAAAUGGAGGAAGCACCUCAAAGAAGAAGACUGACAAGAAGGAAGGAAGUAAAGCUGACAAAAGUAAGUCCAACAAGGAAAAAGACAAAGAGGAGUUUCACAAGAAGUUGAAGUUUGAUCCAGUGGGUCUUGAUGACAUUGAUAAUAUGUUUUCUUCCCUCGCAACUGCCAUCAAUCCGUUCGUGGAAACGCGUGAGAGCCUGCAAGCCGCCAAAGAAUCUUUCGAGAAUAUUGUUAAGAAGAUCCUUAACAUUGACGCAAAGAAGGAACUUAAAGAGUACAUCAAAGAGUUAAAAAAAGACGCCAAGGAAGGAAACAUUACGAUCUACAUCGAUGAAACAGAUGGCGAGAUUAAAGUGAAAUCAAUUGAAGGCGUAAAACCGCCCAAGCCUUACCGUGAUGCAGUUGAAGCGCUGAAGAACAUCAGAACAGCCGGAAGUGAAGCAGUGGAACUUGAGCCAGACGUGCAGCAUGGAAUAGAAGAGGUCAUGCACAGAAUCACUCAAAUCAAUCCACAGCGUGACUUUCACAGCUUGCUUAAGAAGAAGUCUGAUGUAUUUGCUCUUCCAGGGAAGAUAAAAAGAUUCAACGAGAAUCGUAAAAAAGCACAAGAGAUUCCGGGUAUUGUCAAAGAGUUCUGCCUGUAUGUGGAGCGCAUUCUAACCGACAUCCUUGAAGCUUUGACAGGGGAAGAGGACUCAGCGACAAAGAAAGAAGAUGGCAGCGGUGAAGAAGGAGAUGGUCAGAAAUGA